Molecule: messenger RNA, 2440 nt
Organism: Haliotis rufescens (red abalone)
Lineage: Eukaryota; Metazoa; Mollusca; Gastropoda; Lepetellida; Haliotidae
Exons: 11
Coding region: 64-2289 (741 amino acids)
Source: RefSeq, a predicted model, not a curated record
UGUCACGUGAACGUUGUCCAGUAAAACGCCAUCGCCGUCAACCGUAUUUGUGAAAGUUUGCAAAUGCGUAAAAUGGAUCGCAGGACGAGGCAACACCUCUUAUAUUUUGACGGAAAUGCAGACGUAACAUUGAUGGAAGUUCAAGCCUUGCAAACAGUAGCAAGUUUUAUAGAUGCUGCAAACAAAAACUACUCAGAGAUGCUCAUACUUGGUGCGAACACACUACAAGAAUUUCUGUCUUCAGAUCCAUUUUAUGAAACAACCGGCCGCAACUCAUCGUCAGGAAUGGAACGUUUAAUGGACAUUAUGGUUAGAACUGCAAACUUUCACCAGCAGGCAUGGUCUGAGGUGGAUGGGCAAAGGCCGUUGGAGAGGGAGGUUCUUCUCUAUGAAGAGUUGAAGAGAAAGUCGAGUGAGUGCUGGAAGCAACACAGAAACCUGGAGCUCACCUGUGAAACUGGCCAGAAGGCUUAUCUGACAGUUCUCCAGAAAUGGCUGGAUCUGCAUGACAAGUCCAAGAAAUACAAAUAUAUGGACUUUGGUGAGAAAAUUGCAACCAUCACUGGGAGAGUUGAUGUUGCUUUGACCAAAUAUCAGUCUCUCUAUACCAAAGAGGCCAAACACAGGGAGGUUCUGGCACAGGACACAGAGGAAUUGAAAUCUGACUUCAUGAAACAGGAGACGGAAAAAUUGGAGUUAAUGUUUGACAUUCUCAGUGAUCUGUUGUCAAAGAUGGAAAAGGUUGCACCACAGGGACUUGAUGACCUGCUGUUCCUGAAUUUUGGGCCAGAGGAACCAGACAUUGACAUGAUGACGACUGAAGGAUGGAAGGCUCAUCUGCAAAAGUACAUGUUCCAAAAAUACAGGGGACCCGAAGGAACAGAUCCACGGAGUCCUCAGCCUAUCCUGAAGGAGGGAGAUUAUAAGAAAACUAAGCUGUGUCCUACAAAUAUCUUCUGUGUUGUAUCUGAUGCAGAGGAAUCGGACACAGAUUGUAUUGAGGCUCAACCUGGUGCUGCAAAGUCCCUUUCAAACUCUAAAAUGACAUCCAAGAUUAAGGUUGCUGAGAACAAACCUCACAGUUCCAAAUAUAUGUUGCCAAAACGCGCUGCUCGCACCACACCUGUCACCUCAAGUGAAAAUCUUAUGUCUGAGACAGUUAUCAAGGAACCAACUGGUCCUAACUUAAAACAAAUGAACUGUGAUGAUACGCUCUCGUAUUCUGAUGAAUCUUCAAAGAAAUGUGGAAAAGCUGAGGAUAAAGAUUCAAAGAGAAUGAGGAAGAAUAUCUUUAAAGAUGCUCCACCUAGGGAAAAGAGGGGUGUUGUGAACAAAUCAAAUGAAGGUGAAAGCAUCACUAAAGAAGACAGUGCCUUAACAUCACCUAAAGUAAAUCGUUCUGAGACUAGCACUCAUGAUGUUAUGCAGGUGUUCUUAGAAUCCUGCAAAAAUUAUUCACCUGUUAUAGAUAAAGGCAAGACUGGCAAUAGUGACAUCGCAACCAAUGAUUCGGAAUCUGCUUCAGGAUCAAAGGGUCAGAGUCGUAUUCCAGUAAGCAUGUCUCGAAAACAGCAAGCUGCAGACCACAAAGAAGAUCACCGUGUUCAAAGUGACAAUAAUUCAGCAAACAAACAAAACUUGACAUUAAUUAAAAAUGUCAUAGAUCAAAAGAAAGACAGAUCUUCUCAAGGAAAAGACAGCGAUUGCUCAAGCACCAAGGGACAACUAAAGGAUUCCAAGGUGAAAGACAGUGCAACAUCUGCCUCCAAGGCUGGAGAUAACCCUGGCUCCAAACAAAAGAAAAAUGGUUUCUUCUCCAAAAUCCCCCAGAGGAGUGACCAAUCUUUGAAAGGACAAGAAAGAAAGGACUCCAGUAAACAAGGAACUGAAAUGAAGCUGACAGGUCAAGACAGCAGUGAAUGUCUAGAAAAGGAGAAAUUAAAAGUUCGAUAUUCAGAGGAUUCUGUUGAGGAAAUAAAGCUGAGCAGAUCUUUUAUAGUUGGCAAUAAGAAAAAAAUCCAGGCUUCAAGCAAGGAUGACAUGGACACAGGUGAUGCUCCCGACACCAGUCAGGAUGUGACACUGAUGAGUGAUGUGACUGUUGUUGUUUUGAAGGACAGGCAGAAACUGAACCCUGAGGAAAUCUCCAUCAGAGCUGGGAUGAAGAUCAAACAGAAGCGUGGAACAGAUAAGGAUGGCAUGGCUUAUGGCUACAAGAAGACAAGAUAUGGACUGAAGAAGUAUGGUCUCUACCCUGCUGACCACGUCUCCCUGUACAGCAGGGACUGAUGUCCAUGAAGACACUCACAAGAACUGGCACAGUAUCCACACUACUGACGUCUCCUUGUACAGCAUGGGCUGAUGUCCAUGAAGACACUCACCAGAACUGGCACAGUAUCCACACCACUGUCUCUCCUUGUACUGCAUGGGCUGAUGUCCA